Triticum turgidum subsp. durum (durum wheat) is the source of this 339-nucleotide messenger RNA. The record is from the annotation of a GenBank genome assembly. NCBI's taxonomy places the organism in Eukaryota, Viridiplantae, Streptophyta, Magnoliopsida, Poales, Poaceae.
AUGGGGAACGGCAAGGGGAAGGCCAAGGAGUUGUCGCCGCAGGAUGCCGUGCUGCUCAUCCAGAUGAACUACAGGGCGCACCUCACCCACCGCUCCCAGGUGCUCAGCUGCCUGCGCGAUCUCGCCGUCGCCAAGGCCAAGCUCAAGGAGCUCCGGUCCCUCUUCUACAACCUCUCCUACGGGCGCCGCCUCUCGCACGACCACGAGGAGCGCCAGAGGUUCUCCGAGAAGAUCAUUGUCCUGCUCCUCACUGUCGAUGCGCUCGAGUUCAAGUGGAAGUCCAAAUCAAUGGUGGGGAUCUUUUAUGAAGAAAACAAUACUUUUGUUGUAAGAUUUUGA